AUGCAUUCCUCCGACAGGAUGUCCCACAAGGAAGCAGGGAUCUCGCGUCUCAUCUUAGAUAUCAUCCUCGAGUAUGCUCUCAACAAGUUUGACCCCGUACAGGACCGAUUGGACGGGGCGGCGAACAACUUCCUGCCCAUCAUUGACCGAUUCGUCGCUGCAGGCACGCGGAUAGAGGCGUGUCUCCCUGCAUUCCCGUUCAAGUCGGCAAACAAAGUAUACAAGGUGCUCGGUAGCCUACCUGAUAAGGCCGAAGAGCUGGCCCUUGACCGUUUGAAUACCAUGUGCGCGCGUGUUCGGGAAGUAUACCCGCCCGGCCUUCAAGUGACCAUCAUCUCGGAUGGCAUCAUAUACAAUGACUUGCUAUGCAUAUCGGAUCAGGACACAUGGGCUUACGGAGAAGCUCUACGCAAGAUGGCUGCCCAGAAGCAAUUCAAGUACAUUGUCUUCUCCAGAAUAAAAGAUCUGCUCGAUAUCCCUCUGCCAGAAAAGAUGAGCGAAAUCGUCUACGUCGCUAACUGUACCACCUUCCGCCGGUUGCUCCUCAACAAGUAUGGAAGAGUCGGCCUUGACAUCGACCACGAGAUAGCCUCGAAUCCCGAUACGAAACUGACCUAUCUCGGAUACAAAAGAUUCCUGGAGUCUGAUCUGAAGUACAUCUUCCCUCGAGGGGCGCAUCGGUCUGCUCACAGCUACAAGCGAGAUUGCAAGUACAUUGCCAAGCAGAUGCUAAUAAGAGGAGAUGCCUUUGCACAGGCAAUCAGAACUUCUUUUCCCAAUUAUUUGCGGCUCUCCAUUCACGAAUCAGUAGCCAGCACUAAGCUAUCGAUAUCCCUGCUAAACACCAAGACUGGCUUCACCACUCCAUGGCACUGCAGCGUUGCUCAGCUGGCGGACGGGGAGUGGAUCAGUGCUCCGAUGGGUGAAUUUAGCAAGGACGACAGGCUGGAGCUCGUGUACGCGGACGGCCGGCCUAGUCACUUCAGGGAGCAGCCAUGGGACGGGGACGGGUUUGGCAUCAGCGAGACGACGGCGAGCUACCUCCAACGACCUAAACGACUCAGCGCCAGUGAAUAUCUCAGCAGACAUCUUACAUCCGUCCCCGUCUCACCCGGUAUGUCUUCGCCCAGUACUUCGUCCAUAUCCUCAUCCUGUGCGAGCAUGGAAGGCAGCGCAGCAACUACACCGGAAACACACUCUCCUCCGACCUUCGCGUUGAGCGGUUUGGGGAUCGUCGCGGAGGACAAUUUAAGCAAUGCUUCAGUACCAUAUGGCAAACGGCUCAUCCCUCAGAUCAUGGACAGCUUGGCUGCUGCCGAGCCGGAACGUACUGUUUUCUCACUGACGACAUUCUCUGGCGAUUCACUUGAGGUGAGGCACAUUUCCGCUCUCGCCUUCACCAAGGCUGUUGACAAGACCGCUUGGUGGCUUCACAACCAGGUUGGCAGCCCAGACUCGAUCCAGCCUGUGGGCUACAUCGGACCGCAUGAUCUACGACACGUCCUGCUGACCUAUGCAUGUGUCAAGGCUGGUUACGCUGCCUUGUUCCUGUCGCCAAAAAACAGCACGGAAGGAGCACUUGCGGUCCUGGAGGCAACAAAAUGCAAUAUCUGGGUCAACCCUUGCGACAUAUCCCCAGUCCCUCUGGUCAAGGAGGUCCUGCAGAAGCGCCCCAUGAAAUUCCUGCAGCUCCCUCUACUUGAUGAGCUUCUCGACGCCAUGUCCACCGAGGCUUUUCCCUACACCAAGACAUUUGACGAAGCCAUCAAUGACCCAUUCUGUUUCCUGCAUACAUCUGGGACCACGGGAGUGCCCAAGCCAAUACCAUGGUCUCACGGAUUGAUUGGCACCAUGGACGCGGUACGACUCUUACCACCUGCUGCGGGCGAUGGCAAUUUGCCCCCGUGGACAACUGAUUGGAACACAGGCGAUACGAUCUACUCAUCUUUCCCCAUGAGUCACGGUGCCGGUAUUAUUAUGGAUAUUCUAAUGCCCGCCCUUUUUAACUUGCACUGUGUCUUAGGACCAGCGGGCGUCCUGCCUAAUAUCAAUCUGGUGGAAACCCUUGCAGUGAAUACUAGAAUCGAUAUUUGGAGCAUGGUACCUUCCCUUGUCGAUGAAUUAGGGGAAACUCCCGAAGUAUUGUCAAAGCUCAAGUCGUCCAAAUUCAUCUGUGCAUCUGGCGGUCCCGUCAGUCCGGUCAGCGCUGGCAAGGUUAACGAGGUGAUAAGAGUGCUGAACUUGACUGGUACAACAGAGGGUCUGUUUAUUGGUAACCUCAUACCACCAAGAGAGGAUUGGUUCUGGUUUUGCUUCCAUCCGUACUCCGGCUUCGAGUUUAGGGAAAUCGAGCCGGAAAUAUAUGAGCAUUGGGUGCAUCGCAACGAGCACUGGCCCCUCUUCCAGGGAAUCUUUCACACCUUCCCCGAGAAGCAGUCGAUUAAUUUCAAGGACUUGUACAUGAAGCAUCCUACCAAGCCCAAUCUGUGGGCAUUCAAAGGGAGAAGCGACGAUCUCGUCGUACUGUCGAAUGGGUACAAGAUAUCGCCCUUGGAGACGGAAGCCUUCAUCACCACCCACCCUGCCAUCAAAGGGUGCCUUGUUUUCGGAACUGGGAAGCCCCAGGCCGGUCUACUUAUCGAGUUGAAAGAUCCAUCGCAUAAGACCGACGAGCUCCUCGACAGCAUUUGGGAAACUGUCAGACAGGCCAACUCCAUGUCUCGGCACAAAAACCAGCUGCUGAGGGACUUUGUUACUUUUGCAACGCCAGACAAGCCCUUUUUCCGCACGGACAAGGGCACGGUAAAACGAUCUGCCACCCUGAAACUCUACGCCGACUACAUCGAGCGUUUCUACAGCUCACGCAGUGACGAUCUCAAUGGCACCUUUGACUUCGACAUGAGCUCAACUCACUCAAUUGAAGACAAUGUUCGUAAAAUCCUCGCUUCUUCACUCCCUGAUGUCGAGGAGGCCUUUACAGACACGGACCUGUUUGCGCUUGGACUUGACUCUCUCGGUGUCUUUGCGGCCAUCAAGACAAUCCGGGCAGCUACGGGGCUAGGUGAUCGGAUUGGCCCUCGGCAUAUCUACGCCAAUCCGACCAUAACCAGUCUCUCCGCUACUAUCACCCUCCUGGCUGCCGAGGCGGAGAGUGCAAGCAAAAUUGCCUUAUCUAAGAGACCAGUUGAUGAUGUCGGGGCCAAGAUAGAUAGCAUGAUUGCCCAGCACAAGGCGCGGCAAUCAUUCAGCUUGAACGCAUUCGACUAUGUCAACCCGAACCACGGAAUGGGCUUGGUCUUGUACUUCCCAAUACGCGACGGAGUCAGUUACGAGCAAGUAUUUGCCAACCUGCAGGAGGGUCUCAAUCGCACGUUCGAUCUGAUUCCAGCGCUCAGCGGCAAGAUGAUGAAGUCCUCGGAGCAAGUGAUGGACUACACCAAAGGAGACCUCUGCGUCACGAUUCCCCCUCUUGCCAAGGCAGAUUCUGCACGCAAUCGCCUGGUCUACAAGGACCUCUCUGCUGUUCUUCCGUCAUUCGACAACUUGCGCAAAGGAGGCUUUGCGCCGUCUGCCUUCAAGGACAGUCUUGUCUUACGCGACGAUCCUUUCCCCGAGAUGCCCGCCGAUAUCUUCGUAGGACAAGCCAAUUUUGUUUCAGGGGGUUGUAUUCUUGCCGUCGACCUCAACCAUUGCUGUCUUGACGGCCUCGGUGCCAUGAUCGCUCUCAAGGCCUGGGCCGAGAACUGCAGAUAUUUGCAGGGGGAUCAAUCGGCAACCUGCCGCUGGUAUGACCCCGAGAGCUUCAACCACAGCUUGCCAGAAAUUAUACAUCAGCAGGAAGGCUGGGCCCGACCACUUCAUGAGGUCGACCCUGGUACAUGGGGCUUCCUGCCAUUCUUUCCUCUGGACGAUGAGAAUACCACCAAAUCCGAGAAGACUCCAGAAGGAGCUCUCCCUCCUCGACCUAUCUUCCCGCUCCAUCAUGUCUGGCCACUGCCUCGCGCCGAGAGAUGCCUGAAGACGACCAUGUUUCUCAUCACGCCCAAGAAGCUGGAGCUGAUGAAGCAAGACGUCAUCGCCGACCCCGAAACCAGAGGCAUCCCAUCCAUCAGCGACAUCGUGCAAGCCUUCUUCUGGCGAGCCGCCAUCAAAGCACGAUACCGCGUAGCCACGGAGAUCCACAAGCAGAUGUUCAGCCCCGACGAUGUCUCCAUCCUCGAGCUCCCCACCGACACCCGCCCGCAUUUCUCCCCCCGCCUCCCACCAACCUACAUGGGCAGCAUGCUCAUCCUCAACCGAUCCAGCAUGCCCAUCGAGACACUCUGCUCCGCGGAGACCACUAUCGGCAAAGUCGCGCUCCUGCUCCGCCAGUCCGCCGCGCGCAUCACCCCGUCGCUCGUGCACGACGCGUUCACAAUCCUGCAGUCCCUUCCAGACCACAGCCGGUUCUCAACCGCCAACAUGGGCCUCGAGCACAUGCACGCCAUGAUCUCCAAUAUGAUGCUCUUCCCCACCAGCGAGAUCUGCUUCGGAGACGCCUUCUUCGGCAACGGGGGUGUGCCCGAGACGAUGCGGCCGCAGCUGGAGCGUGGCAACGGGCGGUUUCGGUUCUUGGUUAUUUUCCCGAUGAGGAAGGAUGGAGGGGUGGAGCUUGUCCUGGGCACGCACCCGGAGGAGUUGGAGAUGUUCUUGAUGGAUAAGGAGUUUACGAGGUAUGCGGAACUGGUGGAUACCUGCUGCUGA
This is a messenger RNA of Aspergillus lentulus, 4743 nucleotides long. RefSeq lists its product as uncharacterized. Lineage: Eukaryota; Fungi; Ascomycota; Eurotiomycetes; Eurotiales; Aspergillaceae. The record is from RefSeq and is a predicted model, not a curated record.